Molecule: messenger RNA, 1407 nt
Organism: Ochotona princeps (American pika)
Lineage: Eukaryota; Metazoa; Chordata; Mammalia; Lagomorpha; Ochotonidae
Gene: ZPBP2
Product: zona pellucida binding protein 2
Exons: 8
Coding region: 51-1031 (326 amino acids)
Biological process (GO): acrosome assembly; binding of sperm to zona pellucida
Cellular component (GO): zona pellucida receptor complex; acrosomal vesicle; extracellular region
Source: RefSeq, a predicted model, not a curated record
AGCGAUGGACCGGUAGGGGCCCGGCCCACGACGGUAGCUCCUGAGCCGUGAUGCGAGCGUGGGUCCUUGUCUCCGUGGUGCUCUGGUACCUCACAGGAAAUGGAUGGCCGCGUUCUUCCUUACUCAGUAAGAAAGGCUUCAUUUAUGGCAAGACAGGACAGCCAGUGAAAAUAUAUGUAAAAUUACAUCAAAACAGCCCAGUCCUUAUCUGUAUGGAUUUUGUACGUUCUAGAAAAGAAACAGUGGAUCCCACCUACUUAUGGGUUGGGCCUAAUGAAAAGACAUUAACAGGAAAUAAUAGGACAAAUAUAACAGCAACAGGAACAUUGAUGGUGAAAGAUUUUAUGGAGACCUUGUCUGGACUUUACACAUGCACUCUUUCUUAUAAGACUGUUAAAGUAGAAACCCAAGAAGAAACUGUAAUAAAGAAGAGAUAUGAUUUUAUGAUAUUUGCCUAUCGGGAGCCUGACUAUUCAUAUCAGAUGGCUGUACGUUUUACCACCAAGUCUUGUGUAGGAAGAUACAAUGACCUGCUCUUCAGAGUACUAAAGAAAAUCUUGGAUAAUUUAAUCUCUGAUUUGUCAUGUCAUGUCGUAAAACCAUCAUAUAAGUGCCAUUAUGUUAAAACUCCAGAACGUGACCUCAUACAUGAACUGUUUAUAGCCUUUCAAGUUAAUCCCUUUGCACCAGGGUGGAGAGGUGCAUGUAACACAUCCAAUGACUGUGAAGAGACCACGAAUCAUAACAUCCUCCAGGCAAGAGAUCGUAUAGAAGAAUUUUUUCGAAGUCAAGCAUAUAUUUUCUAUCAUCACUUUAAUGAGACUGUACCAGCCAUGCAUUUUGUAGACCACAGUUUUCAAGUAGUACGUAUGGAUAGCUGUCGACCAGGCUUUGGAAAAAAUGAAGGUCUACACAGUAAUUGCGCUAGCUGUUGCGUGGUUUGCAGUCCUGGCACCUUUAGCCCUGACGCUGACGUUACUUGUCAGACCUGUGUUUCUGUCCAUUUCUAUGGAGCUAAAUCUUGCCCAUAGACUCCACCCAGAAAUCAGUCAUCCGAAGAUGCGAGUGGAAGGCAUUGUCACUGGCCUGCUGUGGAGAGGGAUGACCUAUGAUGACUGUUCAAGUUUCAGAGCAUCAUGGACAGUUAGUUCCAUUGGGUAAGAUCAACAAGACCAAAAAAAUGAGAAAACGUGCGUUUUAGAAACAUGCGUUUAAAAAAAAGUUGGCAUGGUAUUUCUAAGAAGUUACUGAAUGCAAUAUCUCCAGUGAACCAAGGAAAAUCUAUUAAUGGGUGAUAUUUAAUGAAACAUGUUUUGUUAUUUACAAACUGAAUCUGUACCUAAGAUUAUAUUAAGGUCAAGAAGAGUAGCAAAAUAUAAUAAAAAUUCUGUAUUUUCCAUAUAAUAA